CCAUCCACUUCCGCGUCUUGCUGCUGUACGGCGGCGACCCAACACGGAGAUGUGAGAUUUUGGUGGCGAAGCACCGGCGACCGGCACGGUGUAGAUGCCACGGCGUGCGUCUUUUUGGUGACCGGAGCUGAGCGGGGCUGCAACCACGACGGUGCUGCAACUAGUGAUCAUUGCCAUGGCCGCCCGCAGCUGAUUUUGCGCUCCUUUCCAUGGCCGCCACAGCAAGAUUUUUGCUAUAACCAUGUUUUCUUUUUGCCGGAACCAACCCAUGCUUUUGCUACCACCCACUCACCCCAAAAUCUGCUCCCAUGGUGAUUUUUGCUGUAACCGGCGAACCAUACAAUUGUUUUCAGUUUUUGUUACUACCGUUGUUUUGUGGAUUUUUUACUACAUCCAUUUCCAUGAUAUCGCAUGUUUUUUUUCAGUUGAUUUUUGCUACAACCAUACUUUUGAUUUGCUGGAACCGAAGAUAAUUUUUGCUACAACCGUAUUUUCAUUUUGCUGGAACCGAAGACAAUGUUUGCUACAUCCACCCACGGCGGUGGCGGCGACGGCUUUUCUUUGCAGCAACCGUCUCGGAUUUUGCUACUACCGGAGACGCCAUUUGCUACUACCAGUCUUGCUGGAAGCAUCAGGAGUUUUUGCUACCACCCCUAGUUUUUUAAUUUUUGCUGAACCAGCCUAAAAAUUGCUACCACCGUCUUUCGAUUUUGCUGGAACCGGCAUUUUUUUUUUGCUUCGCCGGCGGCGGUGAAGGCGGGUCGUGUUUUGCUUCGCCGGCGGCAAGCAGGGGCAGCGAUGGUCCAAACGAGGGCAACGCGGGCCAGCGUGCGGGAUCCCAGGAGCGACGGCGGUGCUCUCUUUUUUUUUCCUCUUUUUUCCCGUAGGGUAGAUGACGAAAGGGGAUGCGGUGCGGGACAGAUCUGACGGUCAUGCGCUUCCAAAUCGAACGACGUUGGGUGGACCGGCCGAAACUUGGGCCGGUGCGCCGGCUCAGAGUACUGCCCAACAAAAAAAGAACAAAAUAUGUGUUUGGUUUGGUCGGCUUGCUCCCUGCAUCAGUGAAUGGAGGAGCGAGCUCCCAAACGGCGGCCACGCCGUCGACCCAGCGCCACCACCCCCUGUCCCCCGCCCGGCAUCUGUACUUGGCCGAGGCCGCGAUGCAUCGAUCCGGCGCGCAGGUCCUUGCUCGCAGCCGGUGGAGAGAGCGCGCGGAGCGGCGGAGCACUUCUCGUGACGGCCGGCCUCACAGUCACAGGUGAGUUCCGCCUCCGGAUCCGGCUCCGGUCCAUGCCCUUCUUCUCCAGAUGCGGCGUGAGUUUUCGAAUCAAAAAGCCUGAGUUGCCCGUUGAACCAGUUUGGGUUCAGAGUCAGACCCCGUGCGGAUUCUUGCGUGGAUCCGGCGUGACUAGAACUCUCUCGUCAAGGUGUAAUCUAUCCGAGUCCGGCUACAGAGUUCAGGUGUGUGUGCGUAGAGAGUCGGACUAGAGAUACAAACACACGCGAUGAAUCGAUGCAGAAUAAAUAUUGCGUGUCUAGUAUAAAAAUAGUAGAUUAUCAACAAUUCGAGACAAAGAAAAGCAGACGGAAGUCGCCGACUUGGAGCAACGCAAACAAAUUUCGAGCUCUGGGAGACAAGUCCAUGGCCGGCCGGCUCGCCCUAUCCAGGGCUGCAAAGCAUGUUGUGGCUGCGGCGGGGACGGCACGUUCAGCUCCUGCCUUCAGGGCACCUGCUGCAAAUACACCUUCUGGAGCAGUCAAUGCAGGCAGUGUGCUUAGGAAUCUACAGCAGAGGUACCUAUCAAGCUUUGUUAGUCAGAGGGUACAGGGCGUGCAGUCUGGCACCGCUUCUCUUCCUAAUAAAGGGAUUCAUAGGAGUGAUCCAAAAAGAGUUUUACACAACUUCAUCAAAAUACUGAAUCGAGGAAUUUCAAAUGCAGCAAGGGAGGAAGUAAGUGUUCUUAGCACAGGCAUUGCGCCGGUGUAUGUAGUGGAGAAAGGCCUGCUGAAAAAGCAGCUUCUGCGUACUUGUGGAGGCCUUGUAGUUACUGGCUCUGCAAUCUAUGGCAUUAAGGCUUUGAUUGAUAGUUAUAUUAAGGAUAUGGCUGAAAAUCUCGAAAACACAGAAGUUGGUAAAUCUGGUGGUUUGAAUGAAGUGGCCAUGGAGAUAAGCACAAAAUUCAGUGACGUAAAGGGGGUUGAUGAAGCCAAGGCUGAGCUUGAGGACAUAGUUCACUACCUACGAGAUCCCAAGCAUUUCACACGCCUUGGUGGCAAGCUUCCAAAGGGUGUUUUGCUUAUGGGCCCACCUGGCACAGGGAAGACCAUGUUGGCAAGGGCUGUGGCCGGGGAAGCCGGCGUCCCUUUUUUUCCGUGCAGCGGCAGUGAUUUUGAGGAGGUCUAUGUAGGUCUUGGGGCUAAGAGAGUGAGGGACCUCUUUCAUGCAGCAAAGCAGCUGUCUCCUUGCAUAAUUUUCAUCGAUGAAAUUGAUGGGAUUGGUGGGCGCAGACACGCAGGAGGUUUAAUGUCGCAGAGGCAGACCCUGAACCAGCUGCUUGUUGAGAUGGAUGGCUUCAAGCAGAAUGACGGGAUCAUCGUGGUCGCGGCGACCAACUUCCCCGAGUCAUUAGAUAGCGCCCUUGUCAGGCCUGGGCGUUUUGACCGUCAAGUCAAUGUCCCUAUUCCAGAUGUUGAGGGCCGACGACAGAUCCUUGAGGCUUACAUGUCAAAAGUGUCUACAGGCAAGGGUGUGGAUGCAAUGACCAUUGCGAGGGGAACGCCUGGGUUUUCAGGUGCAGACCUUGCAAGCCUAGUGAACGAUGCCGCUCUCAAGGCUUCCACGGAUGGGGCAAAUGCUGUCGGGACUGAUCACUUCGAGUACGCCAAGGACAAGAUCCUCAUGGGCAGCGAGCGCAAGUCGUUGGUGGUAUCUGAACAAUCCAGGAAGAAGACUGCGUACCAUGAGGGUGGGCACGCCCUUGUUGCUAUCCUCACAGACGGUGCUGAACCUGUCCACAAGGUCACCAUUGCGCCCAGAGGAAAUAGUCUCGGCAUGGUGGCGCAGCUGCUGGGGGAAGACAGUGAGCUGGAACUCUCCAAGAAGCAGUUGCUGGCGAUGCUGGAUGUGUGCAUGGGAGGGCGAGUGGCUGAGGAGCUUAUAUUUGGAGAAGCCGGGAUCACCACUGGUGUCUCAUCUGACCUAAGCAAGGCGACUCAAUUGGCGAAAGCCAUGGUCACCAGGUAUGGUAUGAGCAACCGGGUCGGCUUUGUUUCCUACGGCAAUGACGGUGAUGGUGGUAUUGGCAUGACAACGCCCCUGGUUGAUGAGGAGAUAAAAGCAUUAUUGGAUAACGCUUACCGGAACGCAAAAACGAUUCUCACGGAGCACAACAAGGAGCUCCAUGCGCUAGCAAAUGCCCUCCUGGAGCAUGAAACUCGCACUGGUGACCAGAUCAAGGAACUAGUUUCGACAGGACGACAAGCAGAUGGUCAUAACAAUAGCCAGCAAAAUCAUCAGGUAACACCUUCUCUCACCGGUAACGAGAUCGCCAAACUAGUAUCGACAGAAGAACAAGCAGAUGGUCAUAACAAUAGCAAGCAAGAUCAGGAAACGCCUUCUUCGCCCUAGUCCGUGGAGACACUUACAGGAAGAAGUAUUUUCUUUUCCUGCUAUGUUUGUUGCACAUUCACGUGAAAUGUACAGAGCGACAUAUAUGGUUUGGGUUUUCCCCAGCUGCGAAACAUAGUAAAAAUCACCAUUAAGUGUUUCCCUCAACGUAUCAUGUGUGUCAGUAUUUAACUGUAAGUCUGUAGCCUAUUAUUAUCUGCCUGUACAAAUAAACAAUAAUGCAAGAUAUGAGCUUGUCUCUGAUACUCUGUUUUCUUUCUUUCAUUGGUUGCCAUUUGAUUCUAAAUGUCAAUCGAUAAGAUCAUAAGUCCAUAUUACUUCCUUGAACUUUUGGUCGUGGUUUAACCAUCGAUCAAAACGCAUUCAGAACAUGUGUUUGGUGCGAGGGUUUAACGGGCCCUCUCGACCGGUUUCGUUCGAGAAGGACUUUGUGCAAUAGCCCUGUCGAUCUGAUCAUUCUCACCACGUGGGGAAUCCAUGACUUUGUGCAACUUGUUUUCAGUGGCGCAUAAAAUGAAAGGAAAUAUGAAGCGAGUCUUAUCAACAUACUCUGAAAUUCAAGAUAACUAUAUGGUGCCUAUAACCCUACUACAUGCUUGCUAACAAAUAUUUGGUUGAAAUAGAACACCUUCUGAGCUCGAGCACAAAUGAGCUCAG
Aegilops tauschii subsp. strangulata is the source of this 4285-nucleotide messenger RNA. Its product is annotated as ATP-dependent zinc metalloprotease FTSH 5, mitochondrial. Gene Ontology annotation, biological process: proteolysis; protein import into chloroplast stroma. The record is from RefSeq and is a predicted model, not a curated record. NCBI's taxonomy places the organism in Eukaryota, Viridiplantae, Streptophyta, Magnoliopsida, Poales, Poaceae. Gene Ontology annotation, cellular component: chloroplast; membrane. Gene Ontology annotation, molecular function: ATP hydrolysis activity; ATP-dependent peptidase activity; ATP binding.